This is a messenger RNA of Prionailurus viverrinus (fishing cat), 5963 nucleotides long. RefSeq names its product SEC63 homolog, protein translocation regulator (gene SEC63). The coding region runs from base 105 to 2387 and encodes 760 amino acids. Gene Ontology annotation, molecular function: RNA binding; transmembrane protein transporter activity. Gene Ontology annotation, cellular component: Sec62/Sec63 complex. The transcript has 21 exons. The record is from RefSeq and is a predicted model, not a curated record. Lineage: Eukaryota; Metazoa; Chordata; Mammalia; Carnivora; Felidae. Gene Ontology annotation, biological process: SRP-dependent cotranslational protein targeting to membrane; post-translational protein targeting to endoplasmic reticulum membrane.
GGCGUCCGAGCUACGCCACACAGGGCCGGGGUGUUGGGUGCUGGAGAUCAGAGCGGGGUCGUGGCGGCGGCGGUGAGGACAGAGCGGCGGAGGGGGGGGGUGCUAUGGCGGGACAGCAGUUCCAGUACGAUGACAGCGGGAACACCUUCUUCUAUUUCCUCACCUCAUUCGUGGGGCUCAUCGUGAUCCCGGCCACAUACUACCUCUGGCCCCGCGACCAGAACGCCGAGCAAAUUCGAUUAAAGAAUAUCAGAAAAGUAUAUGGAAGAUGUAUGUGGUAUCGUUUACGGUUAUUAAAACCCCAGCCAAAUAUUAUUCCUACUGUAAAGAAAAUAGUUCUGCUUGCAGGAUGGGCAUUGUUCUUAUUCCUUGUAUACAAAGUUUCCAAAACAGACCGAGAAUAUCAAGAAUACAAUCCUUAUGAAGUAUUAAAUUUGGAUCCUGGGGCAACGGUAGCAGAAAUUAAGAAACAGUAUCGUUUGCUGUCACUUAAAUAUCAUCCAGAUAAAGGAGGUGAUGAAGUUAUGUUCAUGAGGAUAGCAAAAGCUUAUGCAGCUUUAACUGAUGAAGAGUCCCGGAAGAACUGGGAAGAGUUUGGAAAUCCAGAUGGCCCUCAAGCCACAAGCUUUGGAAUUGCCCUGCCAGCUUGGAUAGUUGACCAGAAAAACUCAAUUUUGGUUUUACUUGUAUAUGGAUUGGCAUUCAUGGUUAUCCUUCCAGUUGUUGUGGGCUCUUGGUGGUAUCGCUCAAUACGCUAUAGUGGAGACCAGAUUCUAAUACGCACAACACAGAUUUAUACAUACUUUGUUUAUAAAACCCGAAAUAUGGAUAUGAAACGUCUUAUCAUGGUUUUGGCUGGAGCCUCUGAAUUUGAUCCUCAGUAUAACAAAGAUGCCACAAGCAGACCAACAGAUAAUAUUCUAAUACCUCAGCUAAUCAGAGAAAUUGGCAGCAUUAAUUUAAAGAAGAAUGAGCCUCCACUUACCUGCCCAUAUAGCCUGAAAGCCAGAGUUCUUUUACUGUCUCAUCUUGCUAGAAUGAAAAUUCCUGAGACCCUUGAAGAAGAUCAGCAGUUUAUGUUGAAAAAAUGCCCUGCCCUACUUCAAGAAAUGGUUAAUGUAAUCUGCCAACUAAUAAUAAUGGCCCGAAGCCGUGAAGAAAGGGAGUUUCGUGCUCCAACUUUGGCAUCCCUAGAAAACUGCAUGAAGCUUUCCCAGAUGGCUGUGCAAGGCCUUCAGCAGUUUAAGUCUCCCCUUCUGCAGCUGCCUCACAUUGAAGAGGACAAUCUUAGAAGGGUUUCUAAUCAUAAAAAGUACAAAAUUAAGACUAUCCAGGAUUUGGUGAGUUUAAAAGAAUCAGAUCGUCACAAUCUACUGCACUUCCUUGAAGAUGAAAAAUAUGAGGAGGUUAUGGCUGUCCUUGGGAGUUUCCCAUAUGUGACUAUGGACAUAAAAUCACAGGUAUUGGAUGAUGAAGAUAGCAACAACAUCACAGUAGGAUCCCUAGUUACAGUGUUGGUUAAAUUGACAAGGCAAACAAUGGCAGAAGUAUUUGAAAAGGAACAGUCCAUCUGUGCUGCAGAGGAACAGCCGGCAGAAGAUGGGCAGGGUGAUACUAACAAGAAUAGGACAAAAGGAGGAUGGCAACAGAAGAGUAAAGGACCUAAGAAAGCUGCUAAAUCGAAAAAAAAGAAACCUUUAAAAAAAAAACCUACACCUGUGCCCUUACCACAAUCAAAGCAACAGAAACAAAAGCAGGCAAAUGGAGUUGUUGGGAGUGAAGCUGCAGUAAAGGAAGAUGAAGAAGAAGUUUCUGACAAAGGCAGUGAUUCUGAAGAAGAAGAAACGAAUAGAGAAUCCCAGAGUGAAAAAGAUGAUGGUAGUGACAGAGACUCUGAUAGAGAGCAAGAUGAAAAACAAAACAAAGAUGACGAAGCAGAGUGGCAAGAAUUACAACAAAGUAUACAGCGAAAGGAGAGAGCUCUACUGGAAACCAAAUCAAAGAUAACACAUCCUGUUUAUAGUCUUUACUUUCCCGAGGAGAAACAAGAAUGGUGGUGGCUUUAUAUUGCAGAUAGGAAGGAACAGACGUUAAUAUCUAUGCCAUAUCAUGUGUGUACGCUAAAAGAUACAGAAGAGGUAGAACUGAAGUUUCCUGCACCAGGCAAGCCUGGAAAUUAUCAGUAUACAGUGUUUCUGAGAUCAGACUCCUAUAUGGGUUUGGAUCAGAUUAAACCCCUGAAGUUGGAAGUUCACGAGGCUAAGCCUGUACCGGAAAAUCACCCACAGUGGGAUACAGCAAUAGAGGGGGAUGAAGACCAGGAAGACAGCGAGGGCUUUGAAGAUAGCUUUGAGGAAGAGGAAGAAGAGGAGGAAGAUGAUGACUAAGCAGUACUAUGACUGGACCACAAUAUUUGCACAUACUUGCAAAUUUUUGCUGUUUCAGAAGUGUAUAAUAAACCAGAAACAGUGCAGAACUGCUGUUGAGGGAGGUAUUAGUUCUUUACUCGAAAUGGGUGCAUAAUACAACUGGGCAGUGGUGGUGCCUUGGUGCAGUCCGAAAUGCUUAAGGCUUGUUAGAGCCUUUCACGUAUGAAUGGGAUGGUGCAUUUAUUUCAUCUGCAAACGAUAAUAAACCCUUUGUUAUAACUGUCCAGAAGUGUGGGCUAUGUAUUAUCUGAUCAUUUUAUGGUCCCAGUAAAAGUAAAGGUACAUGAAAACCAAUCUAUAAGUGAGCAACUUUUCUUUGUUUAGCUUUAGUUUGUAGCAAACAUUAGAGGAUGAUAAACACCACACAUACGUUUUAAGUAACAUCUGCUCAAGUUUUAAUCUUUUGAUAAGCUCUAUCAUUCAUUUUAUUGACAUUUUGCAGUGAUACAAGACUAUUUAUAACAGCUCUAUUCAUAGCUUUAAACUUUUUAUUUUUAUCUAUCUUGGUCAUAAGUUGGCAUUCUGUCACAUUCCACAUAAUACGGAGGGCUACAUUUGGGGAUUUUCCUUUUCUUAAUUGCCCAGAGUUAUUAGGUUAUAAAAAUGGCUUUUAAUGGCUUAAAACAUUUUUAAGCCUCUAUUUUAGCAGAUCAGUGCAGGAUCUAAUUCUUUUUAUAACUAUAGGUCUAAAAAUGAGUGUGGGACCAUAUGUUCUCUGAUGUUGGUGACUCAUGUUAUUAAGCCUUUUUUAAAAGGUUCACUAUAAAAGCUAAAAUACAUUCUUAGCUUUUAAUCUACCUGACUCAGAAGCCUUUUAAGGAAAAAAAUAGAUAACAUGCAGUGGAGGCAUUUUUUUGUAUUCAUUUUGGACUCCUGUCAAUAAAAUAGAAGUUUGACUCAUUUUACAUUUGUAACGGUGUGUCUUUUUACUCCCAGAGAAAGCAUAUAAUAGGAUAAUUCAUUCUUUUAUUUUUCAACUAAAGUAUAAUAAUGUCCAUUACUGCUCAAGUGGCCACUGUGUCUGUAUGGCAUAGAAAACCGUAUGAGUGGGAGGAGUUUCCCCCUCACACGUUGCAACCCCGAAGGAUAGUGCUUCUAGAGAGUAGAAAUGUAUACAUGAUGAAUCACUGAGGUAAGAUGAAUAUUUUUAUUACUAGUUACUGAGGAAGCGUAUGUCUGUAAUAUUACAGGACUGAUUGUAAUAAUCCCUCUCCUAUCAAAAUCUCCAUAGGCCAAAGUACUGUUGGAAUACUGAUUUGUGACCUUACUGAUUUAAAAGGUUGCCACUUUCCAUUCAGAAUUACCACUGGUGUUUUGUUACUGCAGUAGUUGGAAAUAAAAUGUGAAAAUUUCCAAAAACAUGAAUGGUUUUCCUGGUUCUAAAUUUAGGAUGUAAUAUUUUCUACAGUAUGUUCAAAGCGAUUUCUCCAUUGGAAACUCCAUCACCUGUUUUUCUCUUUAAAGGUGUUAGACCCUUCCUUGGCAGGCAGAAGUGCCACUGAGGAGUUGUUUCUCUUUGCAAGUAGAGGGUUUAAUUUUUGAGUUAGGUUUUGCCGGGAAGGUGAGACUGUCAGGUGAGACAGCUGCUGGUCACCUAAGUGUGGUAGAAGGCAGUGAGCCCUGCCCGUAGCAUCAAGCAAAAGGAGUUGUUCAAGAAAACGUGUGAACGAACCAGUGUGUAAUGUACACAUGUCCUGGUUUUCUUAAAAGAUAAUUUUCAAGAAAGUAUUUCUAUUCUAGUAGCCAUUUUGUCUUACAGAGGCUUUCUGUGUUUAGAGAGGAUGAUUUCACAACCUAGUAACUCACCAUAGUACUUAAAAAAACAGCAUCACCUUGACCUUAGAAAAUGCCACUAGUCUGUUUUCCUUUGCCCUCUGGGUGAUCUAUAUGUACUUCCCAACCAAGUAAGUACAUUAUCCUCUAAUAAGUACUUUAGGUAAAAAAAAAAACCCUCCAUAUUGCAAUAGUGAAAGAACUGAGCCUUCGGUUUAUGGUUCCCCCAUCUCUUCAGCAAAUCUCUAAACUCCAUAUCCUGUCUUCUGAUCAAGAUUUGAUAACUGACCCUGGUUUGCAUUAAUCUAAUGGAAACUCUUAGUGUAGUUUCAGUUUUGUUUUCAUCAAGAAACUUUUGCCAACAGAAUAAUCGAGCAUACAGAUGAAAACUGUGUACACAAAGUGAAACAUUAUUUAUGAAAUUUAUUUAAAUUGUGUAAUAUUUUUCUCUAAAUCGGCAAAGUACCUAUUAGAAGAUAACUCUUCCAUGAGGAGACCACACUUGAAAGUCUAGCAGUUAUAAAACUUGAUUGAGGUCCCAUGGUGUUUGUCAUGCGUGUAUCCCAAUCUCAAAAGUCAGAUGUUCAUGUCCUUUCUACAAAGUUUUUAAGUUUUCAUGAAUAACUUUUUAAAAUUAAGGAGCACUUUGUGUGGGGUAAUACCCUUACAUUGCUCCCAGCUUGCACUAAGGGGUGGAGAAGGACAAGCCUGGCUUGUUGUUUUACUCCGCUGCAUGGCGGGAAGCUCAGACCUUGUGUGGAAGCAGUGUGGGUUGCGGGAUGCCAAAGGACUGACUGAUGGGGAAAAGAUGUGGGAGGAUGUUGAGGAAUGUAAUGAAACUCUCUGAGUGUAUUGCUGACCAUGAUGUCUAUCUAGUUCUUUGCUUCAACAAAUCAAAACCAGAUGCUGAAGUGUUCUUUCGCAACAGUUAUUUCAAAUGUAACUCCGCAGUCUAUGUAUUUGAGGGGUCGUUCAUCAUAUGUCAUAUAUUCACUGCGUUUCUAUGUUUCCAGGACAAUGAUUGGAUACCGGGGCUAUAGAAAUCAAAGAAUUCAUGUUCUUAAGGACUCACUGGUAUCAGGACAGGCAGAUGUGUGGCAAUCCAUUCUAAACCGUUUGCAUUAGCUAAUGGUCGUUGUUUGGGAUGCCCUCCCCCCCUCCCCGCCCCCCACCGCUUUUAAAGUCUUUUCCACCGUAGGCAGAGGAAUUACUUUUAGGUACUAGCUGUUUUUUGUUUUUUGCUUUUCUUAAACAGGCAAAUCGUCAUCCUUUAAGUAUUUCUUGAAAGCAUUUUUGUCCCCAAAUAUUCUUACUUAACUCUAUGAAACCCCCAUUUAAGUUUGCCUUAAGAUGAAACGGCUAACACUGAACCAUAAAGUACCAUUUCAUUGGCUGUGUGGUGAUUGGUCCUAAUGUGUCUUAAGUUAGUGUCAAACAUCUUCACACAUUUAAACUAGAUAUUAGGGCUAUUUUGCAAAACUGUAAAAGCUAUGAUCUUGCACAUUUUUCUGUAACUUGAGCUAAAAAUCCAAAUACAGCAAUCCUUGGCAUGCUUUAGGGCUGUGGUUUCAGGUGGGUGUGUUAUAUAUCCCUGGGGUAUGCAGAUAAUCAGUCCGUGGGGAAAAGGUAAAAUGGUUAUUUGUAUUUACUCUCACCCUUUUAAAUUUCUAUUUUUGUGUGUUUUAUAAUGUACAUAAUAUAUUGUACAAUUGUACACUUAUAUAAUUUGUAAAUAAAUAAUACAUUUAUUGGUGCAUUAUA